AUGGAGCCGAGCCGGGAGGAGAUGGCCGGCAUGGACUCCCUGGACAAGGUCGUGGCGUGGGUUGGGCUCACGGAGCCGCAGAAGCAGGGCCUCUGCACCGCCUUGCAGGCGACCGGUGUUGAGCACCCACGCGUCCUGGGAAGCAUGCCUAAUGAGGAGUUCACGUCCGCAGUCGACGCCAUCAGGAUCGACGAGGCCCCCCUUGGCCUGCUCCCGAGGCGGGCGGUACUCUUGGUAGGCCACAUCAGUCAGCUCCUGGCGGGCACCGCUCUUACGCGCGAGGAGCUGGCAAAGCAGGUCGCGGACGCGGAGGCCGGCCGGCAGUCGCAAGACGCUGCCGCUGCACAGGCACUCAAGGCUGCCACUGCGGCCACCCACGACGCCCGCGCGGCGGCGGAGGCGGCGGCUAAGGCAGCGGCCGCCGGGUCGCAGGCCUCGUUGGCGCCCUCGGCUGCAGCCCCCGGCAUAACGGUCAUCAACCAGACCUCCAAGCAAAUCGUCAAGAGGGUCGACGAGACGGUGGUCAAGCAGCACUACGAGAACUUCCGCGCGCAGAUUGGCAAGCCCCCCGAGCCGUACCAAGAGCUCACCGAGGACCAGAUCACUGGGGCAAAGCAUGUCAUCGACACUUGCACCGCCCCGUACCUGGAUUUCGGCGUCUUCGGGCCGAACGGACACCGCUUGCUGCGGCGUAUGCGAUUCAUAGGUUUGGUCAACACCUCCGAUGGCCGCACGAGGGUGGACGAGAUCCUCGGCCCCGGGGAUCUGGCUACCUGGGACGAGUCUUAUGAGAUGCUUCAGACCGCCUUCCUCGGUUUCCGCACCGUGGAGAUAGGUAAUCUUCUCACCUACCGCAGGAAGCUCGCCUACUUCAACAACCUGUACGGGGCGGACGUCUGGAGCCUCCUGUAUCAGGCCGACGUCCGGUGCCGGCUCGAGCACAUGCCCCGCCUGCGGCGCAAGCUUGAGCAGGACUUCGCCGCGGCUUCCUCGGCCGGGAAGCAGGCGGCCGUCCCGUAUAAUCCUGAUAAGCCUUGGGACUCUGUCUGGGCGGCCGCGGCCGCCGACGCCACGUUCUGGCUGGACAACUUCGAGCGGCCGGCCCACCUCAUCGUCAUCAGGGCGCAGCCGUUGAGCCAGCACGUGGGCGGCGACGCCCCCGUCGCCCCGCCCGGCAGCGGACACCUGGUCACAGCGUCGGAGGGCCCCGCGCAGCACGCCCGAGCCCCGCGGGGAGCCAAGCGGCCGGCGGGCUCAGACGCGGAGCCGGAGCAACGGACGCGCCCGCGCCCCCAGGACAAGGUCCACGACGUCUGUGACAACCACUUCGUCAAGAACAGGCCGGUAGCUACGGCCUUCGCUUCCAGACCGGCGGAAGAUCCACCUGACGGCCGCGGGCUGAAGUUUCUCAUCGCUUUCUACGGAGAUGGAGGCAGACCGGACGGCUUGGACACCUACCUCCGGACCGCCGGCGCCGAGGUGGAUUUCCUCGACACCCGCAUCGAACCCAAGCUGCACAACCUCGCGGAGGAUUACAUAUAUAUGAAGAUCCUCGCGAGAGCAGAAUCUGGUGAGUACGAUGGGGGCUUGGUUGCGCCCCCAGCCUCCAGCUUCCUCGCGAUGCGUGGCCAGGCGGGACCUGGGCAGGCCCAGCUUCUCCGGGGCCCCGACGUCCCCGACUUGUGCGGCCUUCCCUCUCUGAGGCCGCAGGAGAAGGAGAAAGUUCGAAUGGGCACUCUCCUGGGGAUUCGGGCAGCGCGCCUCGUGGCGUGCAUCGGCCACGACGGGCGCCCGGCAAGCCUGGGGCAGCCUGCGGCCGAGGCAGGCCAGCCGAGCAUGCUGAACCUCCCCGCGGUCGUCGAGCUGCUGAACAUCCCCAACGCCUCAGAUUCGACGCUCCCUCUGUGUGCCGAGGGAUCAGAUCAGGAGACGUGGUUUACCUUCCGCGGGUCGCUUGACCUGGGGCCCGUCCCAGGUCGAGCCAUCGCGUGUCCGGCGGACCUCAAUCGACGCGUCGCUGACGGGCUGCUGCGCCAGGGCCGCGACAAGGCGGCGGAACGCCGACAAGUCCGCAGCCUCGCCCGCGAGCCGUCGCAUGCCGGCGCUGCGAUGCAACACAGUGGAAGCAAACGUCCAGCGACCAAUGCCGCCGUGAGCGCAGCCGCGCCGCUGCGCGCCCGGGUCGCUUUCAGCCAGCCGCUGCGCGGGUGCGCCGACAACCCGGCCGAGCGGCGGGAACGCGAGGAUCAGUCGUGCAGCGCGGGCAUGCGCGACACCGCUGGCGCCGUCGGCCGCGUUCCGGGCCACCUACAGCUCGGCCCCCUCCUCUUCCGCCUCUUCGCCCGCGCCCUGGACGAGAACCCGGGGAUGCAGGCGAGGAUCUUGCGAGCUGUGUCAGGCGGGCACGACAAGGAUAUCGACCCCAGCACACUGGGAGCUACGGAGCAGGAUCUGGAGGUUCCUCGCCGGUGGCUCCAGCAGGUGUUAAGAGCUUCGCACUCGGGCCCCGUGGACGCGAACGGUUGCACAUCCCCCACCCGUGCUGAGCUCCUCAGCCGAUGGGGCGCCGCUGCAGGGGAUCCUGGCGCAGGCGCGGCCGGGUGGGUCAUCAGCGGCGCGCCGGCCGGCCGCGAGGAGUUCGCCAACUAUCGCAGCUUCGACGAGGGCGCCCUCGCCGCCGAGGAGGUGUUCCAGUUCGUCGAGAAGGGGCACCUCGCGCCCUUCGCCUCGAUCGACGCUGCCCGGGCAUGCCUGGGCAGGGCGGAGAGCCCGCGCUGUCCAGAUUUGCGGCUCAUGCUGGACCUUCGCCAGUCUAGCAUCUCGGGGGCCACUCGGCGAACCCACAGGGCGGUGCUCCCGCGCGGCGCCGACACCGUCCGCGACAUGCUUCUCCUGCUCGCGGAGAGCCGGCAGGGGAUGACGACAGAAGCCCCUGCCGAGGGCGAUAUCGGCGUGGAGCGGUUCGUCAUUGACUUUGUUGAUGCCUUCUGGCAGGUGCCGCUUCGCCCCAAGGAGCGCCGCUAUUACGUCGGGAGGUGCCGAGGCCAGUAUUUGGUCUACACUCGGGCCGCGCAAGGGUCCCGAAACGGCCCCUUGAAUUGGGCAUGCGUGGCUUCCCUGGCCAUGCGCUGCGCGCAGUUUCUCUUUUUCCCGGCCGCCGAGGGCGGUGGCCCCCGGGCACGUUCGGAGCUGUAUGUGGACGACCCGAACACGUCCAUCAGAGGCGAUGCCGCCUCGCGUGAUCGUACCGUCUCCGUGUUCGUUCUCGCUCUGCAGACGCUGGGGUUCCCGCUGGCUUUCCGCAAGGUCCAGCGAGGUACGUCCGUCAGUUGGAUCGGCUGUGACUUCGUCGUCGCUCUGGACAAGGUGACCACCACCAUUUCCGCGGAGAAGGUGGCGGAGUUCAACGACAUCCUCAUCAAAAUCCUGUCGUCCAACGUCGUGGCGGUCGCCACCGUCAGGUCGUUCGUCGGCCUGGCCUCGCAUUUCUCCACCGUCAUCUACGUCCUGCGGCCGUUCUUGAAUGAGAUCUGGGGGGCAUUGCAGGGAAACACCGGACCUGGCGCCCCCAGCAAUUGCAUCUGGGUCAAGCAGGUCGCCAAUGCGUUGUCCUAA
Messenger RNA from Prorocentrum cordatum, 3615 nucleotides. NCBI's taxonomy places the organism in Eukaryota, Dinophyceae, Prorocentrales, Prorocentraceae. The record is from the annotation of a GenBank genome assembly.